CUAGAUUAUACAUGUAUCUCUUUUCCAUUUUUAAAGAUUGUCCUCUAGUAGCUGCAAUUCAAGUUGGAGAAGACAAUUCAAUGGAAAUUAAUUGUGGAUCGUCGUUCAGGGGGCCAGUAACUUUUGAUAUAAAAGGAAAGAACAAUAAGGUCAUACUGUGUCACUUACUAGACGAACGCAAAGUAUUUGAAUGUACUUCGUCAGGAUAUUUGAAAGUUGUUCUUCGAUCAGACGAUCCUGCAUUUCAAGACUUGGCAGAAAGUGCAAGUAACUUGAAGAUUGAGGAAAUCAACAAAGAUCCUGUUAUAAAAGACAACAACAUAACCAUAAUAGAAAUCAAGCCAGGGAAUCUAGUGAUGAUGUUUUUCAUCGAAAACAAUUAUACACUGGAGAAGAACAUUGAAUGGAUAUUUCAGUGUAUAUUUGGAAGACACGAAAUAACACAAAUAUUAGAAAAUCAAGGUGUCGAUGAAGUGAGAGUUCAUGGGUAUAUCUACAAUCUCAAAGAGUAUUGUCUUGAAUUUAGUAGACAAGUCCGUGCGUUACAGACCGAAGAAGCAGAUAAAUUGUACAAAGCAGCAAAAUUCCAUUCCCAUUCUCAUCUGACGUGGCGUUUUGGGGAAUCUACAUGUGAUGUUGACGUUCUUCUGACGGAUUUAUUUCAUAACCUAUCCAUUUACGGUUUAACAACUGAAGUAAACGAGAAUAUAUGGGUUAUGGCAAAAGGUAAUAUCAUCCAUCCAAAGGAAACAGCAUUUUCUUCAUUUGCAAGUAUGCUCACAGAAACUGUUGAUGAAAAAGAAAGAGAGAUUAAUGUUCAGCUUGCAAAAUUGGGUCACUAUGAAAUGCAAGGCAUUCAAGAUGCAGGGAACUCCAUUCACUUUAUUUUAAAAACUAAAACUGGCGUAAAAUAUACCGAGUUAGUGGCGGAAGACGGGGUUAUUUUGACUGUAAUGAAACGUUUAUUGUUGUUUACUUAUCUAAAAUCAGAAGUUAACCUUAUGAGAAUUGGAAUCGUUAUUGACACAAAACUUAUGCAGAACCAGCAGAAUCAGAAAGAGACUUGUGAAGGCAAGAUGGAAGUAGCAAUAGACAUUGGCAACAUUUUUUCUGGCUACGCUUUUGCCACACAUGAUCAACUAAAACAAGAGCCAGUUGAAAUACAAUUUUCUACCUGGGAUGGUCUAAGUAGGGAAUUUAUUUCAUAUAAGACGCCAAGCAACAUUCUGUUAGACGAGGAUAGAAAUUUUGUUGCAUUUGGAUUUGAUGCAGAGAAAAGGUAUUGUGAUCUUGCAGAGGAUGGACAGCACUUGAAUUUUUACUACUUUUGCAGAUUUAAGAUGCUGUUCAACGACAUUGCCAAAGAAAAGGUAUUCUAA
Messenger RNA from Saccostrea cuccullata (small rock oyster), 1379 nucleotides. RefSeq lists its product as uncharacterized. The coding region runs from base 12 to 1379 and encodes 455 amino acids. The record is from RefSeq and is a predicted model, not a curated record. Lineage: Eukaryota; Metazoa; Mollusca; Bivalvia; Ostreida; Ostreidae. The transcript has 5 exons.